AUGCUUGCACAUAGCACUUUAUUAAUAUUCGUUGCUGUUUUUCAGAUUUCGACUUCCCAAGGUCCACCGCCUUUACCUCCAAAUCUACCCAAAGAAUGCUUACAGCCUCCUCCUGUUGACAACCCACGAAAGUGCUGCGAUAUUCCGCCAAUAUUCAGAGAUGAGGACUUCCAAGGUUGUGGUUUUAAAAAAGUUAACGAGGGAAUGCCUGAUGUUCCGCGAGGACCACCUGAAUGUUCCAAACAAAUAUGCUUGCUAAAGACACGCAACCUCGUGAAAGACGAUGACACAAUUGAUCGGGAAGCAGUUUCGAAAUUCAUGGAUACAUGGGCUGAACCUUACCCGGAGUUCAAACCGACAGUGGAAUCAGCUAAGGAAAAAUGUCUAGGCGGGGAGCUUCCAGGCCCCCCAGAAAUUUGUGACGCUAAUAAAAUGGUGUUUUGCAUGAGUUCCAUCCUAUUUAUGGAAUGUCCCAAAUGGAAAAACGAACUAGAAGACUGCAGGGCACUCAAAAAUCAAAUCGACACAUGCGAAAAAUAUUUUCCUCACUAA
Messenger RNA from Parnassius mnemosyne (clouded apollo), 552 nucleotides. The record is from the annotation of a GenBank genome assembly. Lineage: Eukaryota; Metazoa; Arthropoda; Insecta; Lepidoptera; Papilionidae.